Trichophyton benhamiae CBS 112371 is the source of this 669-nucleotide messenger RNA. RefSeq lists its product as uncharacterized. The transcript has a single exon. Gene Ontology annotation, biological process: thiamine metabolic process; thiamine diphosphate metabolic process; dephosphorylation. Gene Ontology annotation, molecular function: thiamine triphosphate phosphatase activity; magnesium ion binding. The coding region runs from base 1 to 669 and encodes 222 amino acids. Lineage: Eukaryota; Fungi; Ascomycota; Eurotiomycetes; Onygenales; Arthrodermataceae. The record is from RefSeq and is a predicted model, not a curated record.
AUGCGCCCAACCGCCGUCCUGAGACUCCGCCGCGCAGUGAUUGAAGUCGAGAGAAAGUUCUCCUGCGGGCCAAAAUCGGGAGAAAUAUUCCGUUCCAACAGGGGCUCGCCAUCGUUCGACCAUGUAGAGAACAUUGGACAGAGCGUCUUUGAAGACCAGUACUUUGACUACCGCCAACAGCUGUCCAAGAACGGAGUCUGGAUACGGCGACGGGAAGGCAUCUGGCAGGCCAAAGUGCGGACAGACCUGACCAAUUCAACCUUCACCGACUCUCGAUUCGAAGAGCUGUCUGAACCCGGUGAAGUGCUCAGGCUGGUCCAGCGGCUUGUGUCUGGAGUGAAGUUCCUGCCCACGGAGAGAGAUGGCAGCGAUGUGAGACAAUCUGGGCUAGAAGUGAUGGCUCGAUAUACGACAUAUCGGGAUACCUGGAGGUUCAACCGGGAAUUUGAGGUCGUGUUGGAUAGAACGGACUUUGGCCAUUGGGUUGGAGAGGUUGAGCUACAGCGGGACAUCGAAGUGGAUGAAGAUGAGACGAAGGCCUUCAACCAGCGGCAGGCUGUCUCUGCUGCAAUGGACAGGGAUAUACGGGCCUUUAUGGAGUGUUACCAGUGGGCAUUUCCUGUCGACAAGCCUGUUGGCAAGCUGUCUGCGUACUUUGCAAAGAGAUGA